AUGGGAAAUUUCGAUACAAACAGCAACAACAACAAUAGUAAUAACAUUCAUAAUGUUAAUGAUCAAGAAUUCAACGAUUAUUUGAAUCAAGAAUCAAUAAAUUCAGAUUUAUCAAAACAACACCAAUUAAAUGACGCGAGCGAAUUACUUUAUCUUCAACUGCCUGAAAAUGUUAAGGCAAUAUUGGAUAAACUUAAAUUAUUGCAACGAAAUGAAAAAUCUUAUGUUUUCGAUCAAAAAUUAGAAAAUGAAGAACAAGAUGACGAUAAUCAACAUCUAAACCCAAACACUACAACUGAUAUUAGCAACUCUAUGGAUGAAUAUUCCAAUAAGGGUACCAACAAUAAUGGUAGAUCUAGAUAUGGCGGUGGUAGUCAAUAUGCAAAACGUCAAAGUCAUUCGUCAUCCAGAACUUCAAAUUCAUCAUUUGCUUCAGCCCAAUCAAUAAAUCCUACAAAAAGUUCUUCUCUAAUAAAGCUUAUAGAUGCCUCGUCACUUUUAACAAAUACAAUUAGAACUUUAUUAUCAAAACAUAGUCAAACUUUGAUAAGUGCAUUUGAUGAUUCGGAAACUUUGGAUGCUUAUAAUGAGUUGAAUGUCAAAGUUAAUGAAGAAUCUGAUCAUGUAUUAAAACAAAUUAGAAUUAUCACUGCUCAAGGAAAAAUGGUUUAUGAAGAGUUGAUUUCUCAUACAAGCCUUUUGGUUGAAUCGUUAACUUCUUUUGUAAAUUUUGUUCUGUUACAUCUUCCAAUUAUAUAUGAAGAACCAAUAGAACUUAAUAUAAACAAUAUCGAGGAACAAUCACCAUCAUCGUCCUUAAUCGAAGUUCGUAAGAAAGUUAUGAAUAGUCUAUCAUCAUUAAAAAGACGUUCUACAAUUCCGAUAAAAUCCGUGUUUACCACUUCAGAUAUAAAAAGAUCAUCAUAUAAUUACGAAAAUGGUGAAGAAAAUAGUAGGAAUUAUAAAGGUGGUGAUAGGAAUGCAAGAAAAGAUAACCAAAAAUAUGUCCGUAAUAGUAGAAGUAAUAGUACGGCAACUUCUAUUUCCGAAUUUGGACAAUCAUCGUUGCCACCUGUACACUCUUUCUCAAACAAUAUUCCAAAAUCUGGUGGUUUUAGAUCGAGAGCUGGCAGUAUAGGUUCAAGUAAAUCUAACGCAACUUCUAAUUUUUCAAUUUCGUCUGCUGUUACAAUGCCUGCUGCAUUGUAUUCAACUACAACAGCUAGAUCAAAAAAACUUGUAUUUACUGGAAAUAAUCAUAGUCAGAAUAUUCUUCUUCAUCGUUAUCACAAUCUUCAUCAUCACAACCCGAUACCAAAUCAACCAAUUUCACCAUUAUCAGGCUCUUACGAAUUAUUUUCAACCAACACCAACAUCAACAACGAUCGUAAUAAUCAUUUACAUAAUGCCUCUACUUUACCGCCACCAUUAAAAUUAGUAACUACAAACUUGCUUAAUAUACACGAAGAUGAACCAUCAUUGUUAUCGCCAUCUUUAUCAAAUAAUGUUAACGGUCAUCUUAAACACCAAAAUUCUUCAAAAUUUAAAGAACAUUUUUUGGAAGAUACAGAUUUACCCAGAAUGCCUGUUAAUUUAUUAUCAGGGAUCAUAGAAAAAGACGUUAACGCUUUAAAUAAUCUUCUUCAAGUAAUCGUCUUAUACCAUCAGAUACAAAAUACUUCAAACUACGCCAAUAACACCAAUAACAAUUCAUCACCAAGACCAAGACGUUCUUCACAUAGUAAUAUAAAAUCAUAUUUCAUGAAACAUAUUUAUUCAUCCGGAAUCUCUCCCUCAUCUAAUAAUUCCUCUUCAAAAACAUUAAAAACAUCAAAAUAUGACUCAUUAAAUUAUUGGCCUGUGACAGAAAAUCCGAUGGUAUUCGAUUCACCUUCUUCCCCAUCUAUACCAAAUUUUAAUAUCAAUAAUAGUAGUGGUAAUGGUAACAAUAACAGUUCUUCAAGUAAUAAGUUCCCGGGUCGUUCAUUAUUUAAAGGUUCUGUUUUAAAUGGUGUUAUAAGUGGUAUUAGCGGUAACAAUAAUACUGGGAGUAAUAGUGGUGGUAAAAAUGCUAAAAAUAAAAGAUCUAAACUUAAUAAAAUGAAUAAUGAACCAUCCAAGCCUUUGCCUGAAUCAUUAAAAACUAAAGAAAUUUACGAAUCGUCACAAGAUGGAUUGAUUAUUGAGUUGGUGGAUGGAAGUCCUCGAGUUCUUGCAGGUACCCUUGAGAAAAUGUUAUUAAGAUUGGCUGAUGAAUAUGAACAAGAUAACGAAUUUAUUGAUUGUUUUGUUUUAAGCCAUGUGUUUUUUAUCACUUCAGAAGAUUUUCUUGAGAGUAUGAUAGCUCGAUUUAUCACAGAAAAUAAAAACCCAUUAAUUCAAAAAAAAGUUUUGAUUGUAUUUGAACGAUGGGUAGCAAUACAACCACAGGAUUUUCUUAUUGACUAUAAAUUAUACGAGCGAUUAAUGGAUUUUUUAAAAGAUAAUGUGAUGAAGACAAUAACUACUACUUCAAUUACUUCAACUACCACCACAACAAAUAAUAUUAGUUGUGGAUUUCAUGAAGAAUUUGAAUAUAUUCAAAGUGCUUUAGAAAUGGAAAAAUCACGACAAAUUCCAACAUUGAAUGAUUCCUCACCAUUAUUAGAAUUUGAACCUAAAUCUAUAGCAAAAUAUUUAACAUUGAUGGAUUAUUGUGCUUUGAAAUCUAUUACAUUCUUUGAUUUCAUUACUAUUUGGUGGAAAAAACGUCAAACGUUUGAAAGUGGCGGUAGUAGCAGCAAUUCGUGUACUAGUGACAAUUCGAGUGUUGAUAACAAUGGUGGUGUAAAUUUAAAAACAUAUGAAAGUCAAUUGGAUGCUUUUACGAGAAGAUCUAACAUGUAUUGUAGAGAAUGGAGCAAUUUUCAUACAGCAAUGUUUAUAGCGCUAGCAUUAAAUUCACGACCAGUUCGCCGACUAGAGAAAACAUGGGAAUCAUUGUCAAAUCAGGAUAUUUUGAAUUUACAAAAUAUCGAAGAAUUAAUUGAUACAUCUGGAAAUAUGAAAAAUUAUCGAAAAGCUUUAACAAAUGCCAACAAUAAUAGGUCUCCUGUUGUGCCAUUUUUCGCCACAUUUUUAAAAGAUUUAACAUUUAUUAUGGAAGGUAAUCCCACCUAUUUACCACUUGGUCAUCAACGAGAAGUAAAAUUACGAAAUCCAUCAAAUUUAUCAACGUCAACGAAAGAGCAUCAAUCAGAAACCCAAGAACUCAAGUUAUCUUCUUCAAAUACGUCAUUAAAUACCGUAUCAUCAUCAACAACAACACAUAAUAGUAGUAAUAGUAAUGUGGUUGCACCGUUAGAUCAUAUAGGUGAAGUGAUAGAAAGGCGUAUGUAUGCUGUUGCUGGUUCAAUAUUUAGUGCUAUACCACCUUGUAUGACUUAUCUUCGUGUAAUAAAUCAAAGUUCAAUAGAUAAAAUACAAAAAAUUAUUCAAGAUAUAGUUGACGAGCAAUGUAAAAAAAAGAAUUGGUCAAAUAUGAAAAUCAAAAAACAUUCAAUUCUUCCUGAUGUUUUAUGUGUUCCAGUUAGAGGACCUUUUGAUAAUAUCAAACCUUUUAAAAAAGAAGUUAUUGUUGAUGUUCAUACUGGUGUUUCAAUUCUUCGUGGUGCUGAUGUUUUUGCACCAGGAGUUUUAGCAGCUCAGAAUGUGGAAGCUAAUGAAGAUGUUGCUAUAAUGGUUGAUUUAGAUGGUAAAUGUUUAAGGGGAUAUUUAAAAAAUUUUACUGGUAGAAAAUUAUUUGUUGGAAAUGGAAAGAUGAUUUUGAGUCGAGAUCAAAUAUUUCAAACUGAUCCAUCAUUGAUAUCAGGAAUAGGUGUACUAAUGACACAACCAAUCUAUCGUACACCAUCAUUAUCAAAUUUAAAAUCCUUAAUUUUUCUACAAAAUCUACCAAGUAUUUUAACUGGACAUUUAUUAAAUUUAAAACCAAAUCAACGUGUAUUAGAUAUGUGUGCAUCACCAGGUGGCAAAACAACUCAUAUAGCAAAUCUUUUCUCCAACAACUAUGGUAAUAAUGAUAAUCAAAAAGAAGAACAAAGGGAUGCUUUAGUUAUAGCAAUUGAUAGGUCAGAAAAAAAAUUAGAAAAAAUUAGAAAAAAUUGUAAAGAUUGUAAAGUCAAAGAAAAUCUUGUAAAGUGUUUUUGCUUAGAUGGCACAAAAGCAGUACUUUGUCAACAAAAAGAUAUUGAUGAAUUUAGUUUUGAAAAGUUGUUGAUGACGGAGUUGAUAGAUACACAACCUGCUUAUCAAAAAAAAUUAUUUGAAUCAGCUUUUUCACUCUUAAAACCUGGUGGAACAUUAAUAUAUUCAACUUGCACGAUAAAUCCAUCCGAAAAUGAAAAAAUUGUAUCAUGGGCAUUACAAACCUUUAAAGGAAAUUUAAUUUUAUUAGAACCUGAAAUAAAAUUGGGUAAACCAGGCCUUUUGAAUGCUGGUUUAAGUGAUGAGCAAAGAAUGAUGGUACAAAGAUUUGAUCCUAGUGCAAGUAUGAAGAUGAAUGAAGAAGAUGAUUGUAAUGAUAUUGGUGGAAAAACUAUUGUUGCAAAACCAUGUGCAGACCAUCUGAUCUUACAAUUUUUAUCUACCAAAAAAAUAUAUCCUCUUGAUAUAUUAUUUAUCUCCAAUGCUUCAAAUAAUGAUUGA
Entrophospora sp. SA101 is the source of this 4686-nucleotide messenger RNA. NCBI's taxonomy places the organism in Eukaryota, Fungi, Glomeromycota, Glomeromycetes, Entrophosporales, Entrophosporaceae. The record is from the annotation of a GenBank genome assembly.